AUGUUUUCACCACGUGGAUAUGCUACAAAUCUCAGUGAUGUUCAUGUUGAUUUGCCUGAGAGUUAUAAUUUCUUAGAAGCAUACCCUCAUUGCGAUUUCGGCCCUUUAACUCAAGAAUGCGGCUGUUGUUAUGCAUAUGGUGCUCUUAAGGCCAUGAGUCAUAGAUUUUGUCGUGCAACAGAAAAGCAAUUACUCUUAUCAGCCCAAUAUAUCGUUGCAUGUGAUAUUGCUGAUAAUGGAUGCGUAGGUGGAUGUGAAAGAAGUGUUUUCUAUUUCAUGGAACAGCAUGGAUUAACUGAUUAUAAAUGCCAUCCAUUCCAAAACAGACAAGAAUACGGAAUUAAAUUCUGUUCUCAAUGCUCAACAAGCGAAAAAUUUAAAUUAUACAAAUCAGUUUAUGGAAGUACUACUCGUUACGUUGGUGUUGAAGCAAUUAAAAAAGCAGUUUAUUUAUACGGUCCUGUUAGCGCUUCUAUUGCAACAGAUAGUGGUUUUGUCAACUACCAUGGUGGAAUCUACGAAUCUAGCUAUAAAGGAUAUAUCGAAGCUGGAAAUCACGCUGUCGAAUUAAUUGGAUGGGGAAAGGAAAAUGGUGUUGAAUACUGGAUCCUUCUCAACCAGCAUGGUAAGAAUUGGGGUAUUAACGGAACAAUGCACAUUAAAAUGGGCUCAAAUGAAGGAUUAAUCGAAAGCUUUAUUUAUGGAGCUACGCCAUUAAUUGAAUAG
Molecule: messenger RNA, 726 nt
Organism: Trichomonas vaginalis G3
Lineage: Eukaryota; Parabasalia; Trichomonadida; Trichomonadidae
Product: cysteine-type peptidase protein
Exons: 1
Coding region: 1-726 (241 amino acids)
Cellular component (GO): lysosome
Molecular function (GO): cysteine-type endopeptidase activity
Source: RefSeq, a predicted model, not a curated record